GUACACAUAGAACACGGAGUCGCGUGUUCUAAAUGUAUUUAAUAGUUGGGUUGGAUCAAGACUGGAUCACAUUCUCACCACAAGUGAACUGCUCCAGAGUUCAUUUGAGACCGAAACCUUCUCUAGCUGUUCUCGGUCCAGUUGUUUAGAUCCGCACCUGAAUGCGAUGAACCAGAGUCGGUUUUAACCGGACCAAAUAUUGCUGGUGUGAAAACUCCCUUAGACAGGCUUUGGCCUGGAGGUAAUGGAGGAGUGCAGACAGGGGUUAUCAGAUCUACUGCUGGAGGGGGAUUUGGGAGCAGUGGCUUUGGGGCUGGAGCAGGGACUUUUCUCCUUGGAUGAGCUGGACCUGCCACACAACUCUGAUGGCUCCACUCCCCUUAUCAGCGCUUGCAAGAUGGGCCUCAAAACGGUCAUGCAUUUUCUUCUGGAAAGGGGAGCAGAUGCGACACUCUGUAACCACAGCAGCCAGACGGCGCUUCAUGUCAGUUCUCCAGACCUGCAGGAGGAGCUGUUGGCAGCCAUAGUGAGACCUUUAUCCCACAAAGGCCAACUGUUAGGGGCUGCCUGGAGGGGAGACAUUAGUGCCCUAGAGCACCUGCUGACAGACAACUUGGUAGAUGUCAACACUCAGAACCGGGAUGGACUCACUGCACUGAUGCUGGCGGUGAGGGAAGUGGACCUGUUUGAAGGGCUGAAGGACAUCAUACCCUGGGACUACAACCCCACUGAAACAGUGAAGGCACUGUUAGCUCUAUCUGCGAGCUUAGAGAUACAGGAUCAAAGGGGCUACACGGUUCUUCACUACGCCUCUCAGAUUAGGACUCCCAUCAAAAAUGAGAUUCUGCAGAAUAUUUCAAAUUCACCUUCACAAUCAGUGCCCACACAUGUGGAACCACAGUGUCAUUUCCCUACAGACUGCUGUACUAAUUCCCUCAGCCGCUCUCCUCCUCCAGCAGGGAGUGUUCUGGAGUGCACUAAAGUCAGAGAGAGCCACGGAUAUUUCAAUAAAGAUAAGAUCACCCUCUUUUUCCACUCUUCUAUGGAGCCCAAGAGAAGCACAAGGUCAGGUCCCUCACAGCUGAGCAGGACACCCGGUUGGACAUCGUCGCUGCCAAACCUGCAGGACAGAAGCAAAUGUUGGGACAAACUUGACACACAACACUCAUCACCAUCAGAGGCUCCUCUUAAAUCAUCUUUAAUACCCGUACCCCCAAGACUUGCAAAGAAGAGUAAAAACAUCACAGAGAGUCCUGUAGUCCCUCAUCUCACUUACCUUAGCCAGUCUGCUCCAAGCUUGGCUCUCCUCGAUGCAAGUGUUCUUCUACAAGUACGGGAGAAUAUAUACAACAGGCUGAGUGGGCUGAGUGAUGAAACAGACAGUGACAAUAAUCGACAAAAGGCUCCACCUCCCAUUCUCUCUACAAGGACUCCAAAACACUUGGCUCCACUUGAUAGAAAAUACCGGGAUUGCCCAGCGUUCUCCAGAAUCCCGCGUCCAUUGGUGCUUAAGCCGAUCAGCAGCUCACCUGCUGUCUCCGUCACCAGGCAUCACGGAGGAAGGUUCUCUAGGCAGACCAUGAGAGGGUCAAGAGGUGCCCGAAGAGGAAGUGCAGAGAGUGCUUCCAGCAGCAGCUGUAGCAGUGAAAGCUCUGUGGACUUGGAUGAGGAAGAGGAGGAGGAGGAGGAAGGAAGUGGCCCUCAGGAGUUGCAGCAGAUGUUAAGCACCUUAUUAAGAAGACAAUCUCAGCAUAUCCUAGAGUCUCCCUUAUCUUCAGAACAACUGGAGAAUUUGGGAAGAACUGACAUUGUUGAAGACAAUCAUUCAGAUGAUAAGGAUACGCUAAUCAGAGCUCAAUUCAAGAGGAGUCAAGAGGUUGAAGCAUUGAUGAGCCAUGAAUCUAUGAAUCAAAAUGAGGACAGACAUUCUGUAGACUUUUUAAAAAAGGACAAAACUGCUGAAUCUGUAGAGACCUCUUUACCUGAUCUUGAUGUACCAAGGGGUUCAGAGAUUGUGCCCAGACCAUUGCCCAGAAAAUACCUUAACCAAUACCAGUUUUUACCUGAGAAUGCCACAACAUUGUAUCCAGCUUCAGAGGAAAACGCCAAACAUAAGACAACAAAAAGCAAGGGAAAAAAAUGCCUUCUCUUUCAUACCAAUCAAUCUUUCAACAUCUUGGCGCACAGAAAUACAAACUGGGGUAUUGUUCAGCCCAAACGUCACAGAAGGCAUUCUUCUACUUCAACUCAAGCAAAAACCAAAGAGAUUAACUCUCAAGAUCACAUUGUUAAGGGGGAAGCCACCAGAAAACCUAACUGUCCAAGCAUGCCGUCUGCAAAACAAAGUCAAAAACUCAAAAAAGUUGCUCCGUUGUCUCAGAGAAAGGCAGCAGAACUUCAAUGUGAAAUUCAAAUAAAUGGAGAUAAAAAGACAUUAAAUAAGUGCCACACUCCAAAGGAACUUCACAAUCGGGAAUUAAAGACUGCAAGGCAGCCUAAAAAGCCAGGAAAUAUAGGUACUGUAAGAGCAAAAUCAGCUCUGGACUCUGUCAGUUACAGCGACAUGUUCAUGCAAAUCCAUAAGGAGGAAGAUAAAGGGCCGGCCAUCUUCGAGAUGUUUGCCACUCCACUAUAUGAAAAUCUCAGAGAAGGGCGUUGUGCCGAGAAGACCUUGCAAGUGCAGCCACCUACUCAAGUUAAGAGACCCUUAAAUGGACAGAGAGUUCAAAAAUGUAUGGACGGUAACAGAAGGAAACAGACACAGAAGUGCAGCAUCACUAAAAGCAAACCACGCAAGAGAAGAGAUUCCCAACCAAGCAGGUCACACAAGAUCAAUCAGUCUUUUGACAUAAAUAAAGACAAUGCAGUUGAAAUCACUAGUCCUGAUGGGAAUUGCCAGAUACUAAGAAAUGAAAGUGACAAAGGUGAUGUUUUUAUUACAAAAAUGGAAAAUGAAGGUCCAAUUCUGUCAGUCAUCAAAGAGGUUCUUUCAACAGUGGCAUCCAUCCAUCACGAGCAGAGGGAUUCCGCCACUUCCUACCAAUCAGCCUUGCAUCCUCGUAUCUUUAUUCAAACAUCAGACGAACAUAAAGAUAACCAGGAUGUCUCAAACAAGACUGAGGAUGUAGUUUUGGACAAGUUCCCAGCAGAGCCCUUGAUCAACACGUGGACAAGCAGCAGAACAAGGUCACCUGUGUAUCAAAAGUUUCUGGAUGAAGUGGGUGAGGGGCCAGUUACAGAUGAUUUGCUGAGAUGUUUAGCAGAAGAAUUAAUAUCACUGGAGGAGAAAGAAGUGGAAACACUGAGGUCUGAACACACGGAGAACAACGUGAUCAUAACUGAUCCUGAGCCAACAGUCAAGAGCGCGAUCAAUGAGGAUCCCACAUGGUCUACAAAGAAAACUUCAUCUUCUGACAAACAGCCUCGCACUGAGAGAUCCUGCAAAGAUGACACCAUCACAUGGGCCAAAGGAGAGGUUCUGGGCAGAGGAGCUUACGGAACUGUGUAUUGUGGGCUCACCAGCCAAGGCCAGCUGAUUGCUGUUAAACAGGUGCUGCUGGACGUCUCAACCUCAGAAACAGCAGAAAGGGAGUACAGUCGUCUGGAGAGGGAGGUGGAUCUUCUAAAGAACCUCGAACAUCCAAAUAUAGUAGGAUUCCUGGGCACGGCUCUGACUGAUAACGUAAUAAGCAUCUUCAUGGAAUACGUACCCGGAGGCUCCAUCUCCAGCGUCCUCAAUCGCUUCGGGCCCUUGCCAGAGAAGGUGUUCACCCUUUACACCAGACAGGUCUUGGAGGGCGUGGCUUAUCUGCAUGAAAAUCGGGUCAUUCACAGGGACCUGAAAGGGAACAACCUCAUGUUGAUGCCCACUGGUGUUGUAAAGCUGAUAGACUUCGGUUGUGCCCGUCGCCUGAAUCGUCUGACGCACAGUGGAGGAAACAGCGAUCUCUUAAAGUCUGUGCACGGAACCCCAUACUGGAUGGCUCCGGAAGUGAUUAACGAAACAGGCCAUGGGAAGAAAUCAGACAUCUGGAGCAUCGGGUGCACUGUGUUCGAGAUGGCUACAGGAAAGCCCCCGCUGGCACACAUGGGCAAGAUGGCGGCUCUUUUCUACAUAGGGGCUCGGAAGGGGUUGAUGCCGCCACUGCCUGAUGAUUUCUCUGAGGAGGCAAAGAGCUUUGUGAAAGCGUGCUUGAUCAGCAACCAAAAGCAGAGACCAUCAGCAGCAGACCUCUUAAGGCAUCCAUUCAUCUCUCACCUCAGGCAGCCCAAGAGCAGCAAGCCCAGUUUACACCCAAACCACUCCAACUAACUGUUACCAUUAUAAUAAUUAGCCUAGUGCCUUUCAGAUUUCUGGAAUAAACUGCAAUGUGAAGCUAAUAUAUUAUUAAACCUCCAAAAAGUAGCAUGCUGAAAAACUCAGUCAGUGUAACACUUAUCAGGUGAAAUUGCUGUCCAUUUGAGGCUGUUUAAAAUUUGAAAAUAUGUCUAAAAUCUUAGUGUUUCAUUUCCCCCCCCCCAUUUGAUAUAGUAACAAAAAAAGUUUUUCAUUCAUUUUUAUAAUUUUCUGUUUUUUUAUAUGUGCCCCAUACAAUCCAACUUUAAGUUAAAAAAAAAGUUAUCUUUAUUCAAUUUUUGUAUUUUCUCCCCAAGCCUAAAGGAAAAAUUCCAUCCUAAUAUUGUUACGAAAUACAAAAAUACAUGGUCAAGAGAUUGAUUUUCCCUACAUUUUUUAUUGUGAGGGGUAGAAAUGAAAAACAAGAUAAUAAAAAAAAUGAAUAAAAACUCAAUUCUUUACUACCCUCUAUGGGAAAUUCUAUUUUUGGUAUUUAGACUCAAACUGUCAGACAACUGAACUGAUAAACAUUACACUGACUGGUUUAAUGUAACUAAAAGAGGAAACGCAGAUCUCUCUCACAAUAGAAAUGACAGACAUAUCUGUGCUAAUGGUGCCAAGUUUUCUAAGACAAUAAUUUCCUAAUGUGGGACACUGAUCAGCUAUGUUAAAAGUCUAAAUUAAUUAAUAUAAUUUAAUAUAAUUCUGUUACUUAAGAAAACGUUAAUUUACCAUGAAAUUCCAUCUUCAGUAAUUGUACCACUUAUGUUACUGCUUUAAUAAAACCAUUCAUAUAAGACUUUCAUUUUGUAUACAGUUGCUCACUUUUCACAAUGUGAUUAAACAUAAUAUAUGAAUAUAAUAAAAGCAUUCUACAUUGA
Messenger RNA from Astyanax mexicanus (Mexican tetra), 5217 nucleotides. It is a transcript of the gene map3k19, whose product is annotated as mitogen-activated protein kinase kinase kinase 19. Gene Ontology annotation, molecular function: ATP binding; protein binding; protein kinase activity. The record is from RefSeq and is a predicted model, not a curated record. The transcript has 14 exons. Gene Ontology annotation, biological process: protein phosphorylation. The coding region runs from base 245 to 4312 and encodes 1355 amino acids. NCBI's taxonomy places the organism in Eukaryota, Metazoa, Chordata, Actinopteri, Characiformes, Acestrorhamphidae.